CUGGCGAUUGGGGGCCUUCACGGCUGGUUUCCGGUUCGGUGGGUAGGCGAUGACAGAACCGGGCGCCUCGCCAGAGGACCCUUGGGUCAAGGCAAGCCCCGAGGGCCCGCACGCCGAUGAGGGGAGGUCGGGUCGGGUUCGUGCACGUAGUGGGUCUGGAAGAAGAGGGGAUGCCUUGCAGUCCCCAGAGUACCCCCGACUCUCCGGGUUCGGGGGCUGCAGAGAAGACAGCUCUUACCCCGCCUGUGACAAGGUGGGCUACGACCAACCGAGACGUGUGCGCGCGAGUGUGGAGUAUGCUUUCAGCGACAACAGCCUGGACCCUGGGCUUUUUGUAGAAAGUAACCGCAAGGGGAGUGUAGUGUCCAGAGCUAAUAGCAUCGGUUCCACCAGUGCCUCUUCCGUCCCCAACACAGAUGACGAGGACAGUGAUUACCACCAAGAGUCCUACAAAGAAUCCUACAAGGACAGAAGGCGGCGAGCACACACUCAGGCCGAACAGAAGAGGAGAGAUGCCAUUAAGAGAGGCUAUGAUGACCUCCAGACCAUCGUCCCUACUUGCCAGCAACAGGACUUAUCCAUUGGCUCCCAGAAACUCAGCAAAGCCAUUGUCCUACAGAAGACCAUUGACUACAUCCAGUUUUUACACAAGGAGAAGAAGAAGCAGGAGGAGGAGGUGUCUACACUACGCAAGGAUGUCACAGCCCUAAAGAUCAUGAAAGUGAACUAUGAACAGAUUGUGAAGGCCCACCAGGACAACCCCCAUGAAGGUGAGGAUCAGGUCUCUGAUGAGCUCAAGUUCAACGUCUUUCAAGGCAUCAUGGACUCUCUGUUCCAGUCCUUCAAUGCCUCCAUCUCUGUGGCCAGCUUCCAGGAGCUUUCAGCCUGUGUCUUCAGCUGGAUUGAGGAGCAUUGUAAGCCUCAGACCCUGCGGGAGAUUGUGAUCGGUGUCCUACACCAGCUGAAGAACCAGCUGUACUGACAGCUCUUGGAAGCCGCUGAACAGCUGACAGAAGGCCCUUGAGUCUCCUGCUUGAUCACAGAGCCACUGGGCUUAAUGAGAUUGGACUGUGCUUACCACACACCAGUUAGCUGGUUUCUCUUUGGUGUUCGGUUUCCCAGCUUCCUCAUCCUUCAUGGGGCUGGGAUGUUUUUGUGAAAGCUUCUAAUUAAUUUAUUAUUGUUCAUAAAACCUGCACCUACCCAGAACUCUCCCCUUCCCAUACAAGUUCUUGGUCUAGGGGUCUCUCUGGGCACUCUAGAGAGCUCCUGCCUCUCUCCUUUUUCUAAACUUGAUGUUUCUACUCAUGUUCUACACAUAUUUAGGAGCUACUGUUUGCUUUUGUUUGGGCCUCAUGGGCAACAUUUAGCCCAAGUUGGAUCACUUUGGCAGUAGCUGGAUGAGAGCAAGAAGAAUGAUACAAUUCCGUAGCCUCAAAGGGUAAAUGGCCACAUUCGGGCUGGGCUGCCAGGCUCCUGCUCCCACCCCUUACCCCCCACACCCCCACCCCCGUUCUGGGCAGUAGAGAGAGGGACACAAGCUACCCUCAGGAAAUAGCGCCCAGAGUAAAGUCAGGUGUGACACAACAUUACAUAGUAGCACUUUUUAAUUUUUUGUAAACACCAACAGUGUAUUUGCUAACAUUACAAUUUUGGAAAAUUGGCUGGACCUCAAAACUAUGCACAGCCUUUCUGUUAAGUGUACCUUGGUUUCCACCGCAUUUGGUCUGCAUUCCUCCCAAGACUUUGGAGCAGAAUGAAGGAAUAGAAAACAUACUCUAAGGGUCUGGUGUAGAGAACCCACAGAGUGAGGCCUCAGGCUAUUUGAAUGUUGUAUACAGUUGCCUCUCUACCCUGUCCCUCAAGUUCCCUAUUUCCUCCCUCAGGUUUGGUAUUUGGGAGGUUUAAUUUUCUAGAGGAAAUUAAAUAUUUUUAUAUAAAAUUAUAAUAAAUUCUGCCAAAUGCUUUCCUUUA
Erinaceus europaeus (western European hedgehog) is the source of this 1974-nucleotide messenger RNA. It is a transcript of the gene MLX, whose product is annotated as MAX dimerization protein MLX. Gene Ontology annotation, molecular function: RNA polymerase II cis-regulatory region sequence-specific DNA binding; protein dimerization activity; DNA-binding transcription factor activity, RNA polymerase II-specific. Gene Ontology annotation, cellular component: nucleus. The record is from RefSeq and is a predicted model, not a curated record. The transcript is spliced from 8 exons. Lineage: Eukaryota; Metazoa; Chordata; Mammalia; Eulipotyphla; Erinaceidae. Gene Ontology annotation, biological process: regulation of transcription by RNA polymerase II. The coding region runs from base 50 to 982 and encodes 310 amino acids.